Messenger RNA from Lucilia sericata (common green bottle fly), 1924 nucleotides. It is a transcript of the gene ICA69, whose product is annotated as islet cell autoantigen 1. Gene Ontology annotation, cellular component: Golgi apparatus. The transcript has 3 exons. Lineage: Eukaryota; Metazoa; Arthropoda; Insecta; Diptera; Calliphoridae. The coding region runs from base 84 to 1391 and encodes 435 amino acids. Gene Ontology annotation, biological process: regulation of transport. The record is from RefSeq and is a predicted model, not a curated record. Gene Ontology annotation, molecular function: protein domain specific binding.
UUGAGAACUUGAAAAAAUAAAGUAUACCUUUUAACAUAGCAUACUUCUCAGCAUAUAAAUAAAAUAAAGUUAAAAUUUGAAAAAUGUUAAAAUCGGAAAUGCAACAUCAAUUUUGGAUUACCAAAAAAACUGUUCAAAGGAAACUUGGUUCUAAGGAGGACGAACAUAUUAUUUCUUCCGAUGCGGAACUUGAUGCUAAAAUUGAAGUUUUUAAAUCAAUAUCUGCAACUAGUGUAGAAUUAUCGAAAAUAAUUGAUCAAUACCAAGAAAGACUUUGCAUAUUGUCGCAAGAAGAAAGUGUAUUUGGUCGAUUUCUGAAAGAAGCUGGAAAAAGAAGUAAAACAACUGGCCAAAGUAUUACGAACACUGGGAAAGCAGUUUCUUAUUGUGGCCAACAGAGAAUGUGUGUACGCGUUCCACUCUUGAGAUUGCAACACGAAGUGGAUGUUUUUCGUUAUCGCGCUAUUACUGAUACCCAAAACACUAUUACUGCUAUGGAAAAGGAGCGGACGGAGUAUAGAGCAGCAUUAGAAUGGAUGAAAUCUGCAAGUACUGAACUUGACCCAGAUACAGGUCGAGGAUUAGAAAAAUUUCGAACAGCUCAAUCCCACGUACGAAAUGCAAAACAACUUUUCGACAAUUUGUCCAUGGAUUCUAUUCAAAAGAUUGAUCUACUAGCAGCUGCAAGGUGCAAUAUGUUCUCGCAUGUAUUAGUUUCUUACAUGUCCGAACUGAAACAAUUUGCACAGAAGACAAAUACAACAUUUGAGGCAAUUUCAAAGGCUCUGGAACAAAGGCCAAAAUAUGAUUUUUGUGUCCUGAAGGAAUUGACACAACAUGAAGGAAAUCCUGAAAAGUUAAACGACAGUAAGGGAUCACCGUUCGAUAAAGACCAAUCAUUAUUUUUUGCAGAUGAUUUCGUCGACAAUAACGAAUCAAAUGUCAAUGACAAUCAGUCAAAAGGGGAUAAUAUUAUUGAAUUACCAGAUGAUACAUUAGUUGAAUUAUGCAAUCAUUCUGAAAAUGAAAAUAUUAUGGACUUGUAUGAUCAAAAUCUAAACGAAUCUGCUCGGGAACCUAGCACAUUUAGCGAAACGACAGAGUUACUUUCAAAAAUAUUGAACGCAAAAGUAUCGGUAUCAACAGAACAGACACCACUAUUACCAAUGAACUCUGACACAGGAGAUUCAGCACUCAUGGAAAGUAAAUGUUUAGAAAAAGAUGUUUCUUUACGAUCAUCCCAAGUUUGUUCGAACGAGAAGAGAAAACCUAUAAAAAACAUGAAAACAAAUCCUUGGAUAGAACUUUUUGCCGAUCUUGAUCCACUAGCUAAUCUUGAAGCGUUCGAUUUAAAAUUAAGUGGGGAUAGUAAAAACUUUCAACAAACUUAAAUUUCGUAUUUAUUUUAUUAAUUUUACAAUUUCAUUUACAAAUAGCACAGAUCUAGUUUGAAUGAGAUUUUGAAUAAGAUUUUUGAUACAAACUACAUCAAUAUUUUUUAUAAUGUUUAGUUUAUGUAAAUGUUAAUAAAGUGUACAAGAUUUUAAUUACAAUACAGUUGUUUAUUGUAACAUAAAGCGGCAAGAAAUAAAAUUACAAUUAAAAUAAUCUUAAAUUAAUAUACAUAAAUUAUGAACUAGAAAAUUUUAAACCCUGUUUACAGUUCACCCAAAGCGACGAUAUAUUAGUUAGGUUUUGACCAUUGUGUUAUUUUCUGAAAAAUUUGUCAUUAUAAAACUUAGAACUAUGUAUAUACAUAUGUAUGGAAUUUAACAAUGAUCAGUUAUUGUGCUCAUAUUUUUUUGAAAUCUCAUUCAAACGGAAUUGCAAUGUAAGUGUAAAUGGGGUAUUAUUUGCGUUUAUUCAAAAUCAUGUUUAUUGUUAAAAUAAUAGUAAUUAUAUAUUUUUUAAUAAAAAAUAUUGA